UCUCUUACUGGAAACCAUAAACUCACACUCUUUUCUCUUACAAAAGCCAAAACAUUUAGAAACUCAGAUAUGUUCAGCAAAGCUGUAAAUAGAAUUCAAAUAAGUUCUGUCCAGUUGCCAACAUUUCUCACAGUUUAAGACCACCAACUGAAUUAACUACCACCAACUGAAUUAACUACCAAAUGUCCACCUACACUCUCCACCCUAUCUCCCUCCCUUUACCCCCAUCAUCUUCUACCCAACACCUCACACAUAAAACCCUGCACAUCUCCCAUUCACGCUCCCAAGCAUUAUGGGUCGAGUCCCUUCGCUUAAAAACCCGUUCCAAUUCAUUCCAUGAAGCCAUUUCCACGUACAUUGAUAUGCUUACUUCAGAUGUUUCACCUGACAAUUUCGUAUUCCCGGUGGUUUUUAAGGCUGUCACCGCCCUUCACGACUUAAAUUUAGGCAAACAGGUGCAUGCCCAUGUUGUCAAAUAUGGGUAUAAUUCAUCUUCUGUCGCCAUAGCUAAUUCCGUUAUUAAUUUUUAUGGUAAGUGUGGAGAGUUAAGUGAUGUACUUAAGGUGUUCGAUAGAAUUCCUGACAGAGACUUGGUUUCUUGGAAUUCGUUAAUUUCUGCGUUUUGUUGUUUUCAAGAGUGGGAGCUUGCGCUUGAGGCGUUUAAAUUCAUGUUGGAUGAGGAUUGGGAGCCGACUUCGUUUACUUUGGUGAGUAUAAUACUCGCUUGCUCGAAUUUGAGCAAGCGUGACGGGUUGCGGCUUGGGAAAGAAGUUCAUGCAUAUAGUUUUAGGAAGAGUCAUCGGAGUACGUUUACGUACAAUUCUUUGAUGUCUAUGUAUGCUAACUUAGGUAGGCUAGGUGAUGCAAAAUAUGUAUUUAAGUUGUUUGAAGAUCGUAAUUUGGUUUCUUGGAAUACCAUCAUAAGUUCGUUUUCUCAAAAUGAAUGUUUUAUGGACGCGUUAACGUACUUAAGGCGUAUGAUUGUUGAAGGGAUUAAUCCCGAUGGAGUCACGCUUGCGAGUGUGCUUCCUGCUUGCUCUCACUUGGAGAAGUUAGGGACUGGGAAAGAAAUUCAUGCUUAUGCCUUGAAAAGUGGUGAUUUGACUGAGAAUUCUUUUGUGGGUAGUGCUUUAGUUGACAUGUAUAGUAAUUGUAGACGGGUUGAAAUUGGUCGUCGGGUUUUUGAUGGUAUCUCGAAGAGGAAAACUGGGCUUUGGAAUGCUAUGAUUGCUGGGUAUGCACAAAAUGAAUAUGAUGAAGAGGCAUUGAUGCUUUUCUUUGAAAUGGAAGCUGUUUCUGGAGUAUUUCCCAACACAAUCACAAUGGCAAGUAUUGUGCCUGCUUGCGCACGUUAUGAAGCAUUUUCUGGUAAAGAAAGCAUUCACGGUUAUAUGAUAAAGAGGGGCUUGGUAACAGAUACAUACGUGCAAAAUGCACUUAUAGAUUUGUACUCCAGGAUGGGGAAGAUGGAAAUUUCAAAUACCAUAUUUAGUAGCAUGGAGCGUAAAGAUACAGUCUCUUGGAAUACAAUGAUCACCGGUUAUGUUAUUUCCGGAUGCUACAAUGAUGCACUUUUGAAGCUACAUGAGAUGCAAGUUGCAGACAGAGGUUGCACUUUUAAACCCAAUUCAAUAACCCUCAUGACUGUCCUCCCGGGUUGUGCUUCUUUAGCAGCAUUGGCAAAGGGGAAAGAAAUCCAUGCUUACGCCAUUAGAAAUUUGUUAGCUUCAGAAGUCACGGUAGGAAGUGCAUUAGUUGACAUGUAUGCAAAAUGCGGCCACUUAAACUUAUCAAGGAGAGUAUUUGAUCAAAUGCCUAUUAGAAAUGUGAUCACUUGGAAUGUCAUUAUCAUGGCUUAUGGUAUGCACGGAAAUGGAGAGAAGGCCUUAGAGCUAUUCAACGACAUGGUAGCAGAGGGAGAAAAAGGCAGCGAAGUAAAGCCUACUCAAGUUACCUUCGUAGCGAUCUUAGCUGCUUGUAGUCACUCAGGGAUGGUUGAUGAGGGCCUACGCUUGUUUCAUAAAAUGAAAGAUGAGCAUGGGAUUGAACCUGGUCCAGAUCACUAUGCUUGUGUGGUGGACUUACUAGGUAGAGCAGGUCGAGUCGAGGAAGCAUAUGACUUCAUCAAUACUAUGCCUUCUGGUUUUGACAAGGUAGGAGCAUGGAGUAGUUUGCUAGGAGCUUGCCGUAACCACAAAAAUGUAAAAAUAGGGGAAAUUACUGCUCAAAAUCUUUUACAGAUACAACCGAAUGUGGCUAGCCAUUAUGUUCUACUGUCUAAUAUAUAUUCAUCUGCUGGACUAUGGGACAAGGCAGUGGAUAUUAGAAGGAAGAUGAAAGAAUUGGGAGUAAAGAAAGAACCUGGGUGUAGUUGGAUUGAACAUAGUGAUGAGAUACACAAGUUCUUAGCUGGGGAUUUAGUACAUCCGCAAAGUGAGAAAAUCCAUGAUUUUCUCGAGAAACUAUCGGAAAAAAUGAAAAGGCAGGGAUAUGUACCUGAUACUUCAUGUGUACUACACAAUCUUGAUGAGAAGGAGAAGGAAACUUUACUUUGUGGACACAGUGAGAAAUUGGCAAUAGCGUUUGGUAUCUUGAAUACUACUCCUGGAACUACCAUUCGAGUUACGAAGAACCUUCGAGUUUGUAAUGACUGCCACACUGCGACAAAGUUUAUUUCAAAGCUUACGGAUAGGGAAAUCAUCCUAAGAGAUGUGAGGAGGUUUCAUCACUUCAGGAACGGAACCUGUUCUUGUGGGGAUUAUUGGUGAUCAUAAUCAGAUAUCCAUUUCGCAUUUGUUUUUUACAACGGAAAGGAAAUCGAACCCGGUACACUCCAAUCAUAUGCAAUGACUCUACCAAUUAAACUAUGUCGGAGACUCAACUUACCCAUCACAAAAUUUCGCUAGGGAUCCCUGUCUUCAGCUUCGGCAAUGAUAGGCUGUUGUUCACCGCGGUUUCUGUCCCCGCUCGCCUAUCAUCAUGUCACAAACUUUCUUGACCUUCAAGCACUGAACAGGUCGUCAAGCAGUGGUAAUUAGUAUCUGCUCUGUGCAUAGAAUUUGAUGCAUUUCCAUAUGAAUAGAAUUCUUUUCUUUUUUGGAUAUAAUAUAUGAAUAGAAUUUGUACAGUGGAAAAGCUGUAAUGUUACUCAUAUAAGUAAUGACCAAAGGCAAAUUUUAUUUCA
Molecule: messenger RNA, 3184 nt
Organism: Mercurialis annua (annual mercury)
Lineage: Eukaryota; Viridiplantae; Streptophyta; Magnoliopsida; Malpighiales; Euphorbiaceae
Product: pentatricopeptide repeat-containing protein At3g57430, chloroplastic
Exons: 1
Coding region: 183-2768 (861 amino acids)
Biological process (GO): RNA modification
Molecular function (GO): RNA binding; zinc ion binding; protein binding
Source: RefSeq, a predicted model, not a curated record